This is a messenger RNA of Akanthomyces muscarius, 2034 nucleotides long. RefSeq lists its product as uncharacterized. The record is from RefSeq and is a predicted model, not a curated record. NCBI's taxonomy places the organism in Eukaryota, Fungi, Ascomycota, Sordariomycetes, Hypocreales, Cordycipitaceae. The coding region runs from base 1 to 2034 and encodes 677 amino acids. Gene Ontology annotation, cellular component: Ino80 complex. The transcript has 2 exons.
AUGGCUGCCUCGCCCACCUCCGUCGCCGCCACGUCGGAAAUCGACCACCCGAGCUCCCCCGCUGCACCGGAGGGCAAGUCUUUUGCUUCGCGCCCCGGCAGCGAUGAUGAAGAUGUCGGCGACGACACGCAGAUGACGGAGAAGCCCGGCCGCAAGGGAGGCCGAUCCUCGCAGCGUGAUGCUGCUGUGCAGCAAAUCGGCAAGAUUCGCCAUCUCAAGAAAGAAGACGGCGAGCCUCUGUGGCGUGUUGAUAUCCAAUACGACUUCCUCAAGGCCGUAUUCGACAACGAAGCCAAGGUCUUCACCAACUCGUACGAUCCGACGGUUGGCAAGCAGAACUUUGCCGACCUGUACAUUGAUACUAUGGCGCGCAGCAGCAAGACUAGCAAAGUUUUGCGUGAUAAACUGUUGAAUGACAGAGAGGCUGCCAAGGGCAUGGCCAUGGUCUGUCUGCUGGUCAACGUCGGCAGGAUGAACACCACUCUCAACUUCUUUCCGGAAAUGAGAGCUCAGCUGCGCACAUAUCACGCCAUUCCCUCCCUCCAGGCGCACCAAGACGCUCACGCCUACAAGCAACUGCAAGAUGCUCCGCGCUUAAAGUCCAUCCUCAAAGGCGGAGCGGAAGACCGCGAGGAGCCGAGCACGCUGCAAAAGCUCAAGGAAAUAGAAGAAUCUCCGCGAACGAAUCCCGUCAAUCUCAUCUUCAUCAUGUGCAAUGCCGCAAAGAAGGUAGCCGAUCUCCACUUUCCCGACGGCAACGAAUUCCACGACCUCAUCAUGAAGACACAAUACAGCAGCCCGUCUCGAGCCAUCGCUUUUCUGUGGCUCAUGUGGUUCCACCUCGAAUCUGAUUUCACGGAGGAGGGCUGUGAGGAGAACCCAUUUGGUAACGGUGUUGACUAUGAUGUUGGUGUCGCCAACCAAGGCGUUCCUCGUCUGGAGCUCUUGACGGAAGAAGAAAAAGCUCUUGAAAAUGUUGACACAGAAACCGAGAAGGAGUUUGGCAGAGAGAAGCAGCGCACCAGAGCCAAGAUUCUGGAGAUGGAUCAAGCCUUUAUCAACGACAGAGACACAAAACGCGGCAAAGCACGGGUUUCGCUAAACGAAGAAGGUCCUGCCAUCUUGCCGCGCAUACGCCCGUCCAAGCACGAGUCGGACAUGGACAGCACCCGAUCUACACCACCGCCACAGGGAGGCAGGGGCAGGGGUGGCGGCGGUGGUGGUCGGAGAAGCGCAGCCCUCAAGUACCAGAUCUUUGAGGGAUCGUCCCCGGCACGCCAAGGCUCUGAAGGGGUCAUUUCGCGCAAACCUCGCCCGCCUACCGCACACCAACUAGCCGUGGAGCGUAACCGAAGCCAGCGUGUCGAAUAUAUUCUGGACAAGGGCCUUCGAAGAGAACAGAGAAAGAGUCGCAAGUUACGCCGUCGCGAAGGCGCCAUCAUCAGAGCGUACAAGCGAAUUCAUGCCGCGGGAAACCCCGGCGACGAAAGCGACAGCGACAGCAAUCCACCUCGAAACUUGCGUGGAAAUGCAAACCUGAUUUUUCGUGAAACGGGCAUUGGUGGCCUCUGUCAGCUCUCUAAUGAGCCUGAUGACUUUGGCGAAGAGGUCAGCACGUACGCGGCGGCAUUCCGACGCUCCCACCGCAGACUUGUUCGCUGGCUGGGCAGCGACCAGGGUGUGGUUGCCCCAAUCAAGAAAUUUAAUCCCAACGCCGUUGACAAGAAUGGCGAUGGAGAGGAUCCCAACGGCUACGAUGAUCCCAACGGAGACUUGGCCAUGGAUGACAUGGAUUUGGACGAUGGAGACGGCGACGGUGACGGCGACGGUGAAGGUGAAGGUGAAGGUGACGGUGACGGUGAUGGUGAUGGCGAUGGUGAUGGUGAUGGUGAUGGUGAUGGUGAUGGCGAUGGCGAUGGCGAUGGCGAUGGUGAUGGUGAUGAGACUGCUAUGGGCGAUGGAGCGGAGCAGACCAUACUGGCCGAUGACGAAGCGGAUCGCACAGAAAUGAUGGGCGACUCGGACAUGGACUGA